Molecule: messenger RNA, 2464 nt
Organism: Salvia hispanica
Lineage: Eukaryota; Viridiplantae; Streptophyta; Magnoliopsida; Lamiales; Lamiaceae
Product: subtilisin-like protease SBT2.5
Biological process (GO): proteolysis
Molecular function (GO): serine-type endopeptidase activity
Source: RefSeq, a predicted model, not a curated record
UUUAACUUGGCUAUUGUUGACGAUGAUAUCCAUUUUCAUCAUCAAUAUCCUCAUCGUUUGUUUCACGGCCGAUGCCAAAGUGUUGAUGGUUUUGAUGGAGGACGACCCUCUCGUCACCAUGUCACCAAGCGACGUCGACGCUGGAAUUUACAAGGAGAAAAUGAUGCAGCAGCACGACAUUUUCCUCGAAUCCCUGCUCGAGCGAGGCUCCUACAUCAAGCUCUAUAGUUAUACUCAUUUGUUGAAUGGCUUUGCCAUUCAUGCAAAAAAUGAGGAGGUUGUUCAUCUGCUUGGAAGUGCAAAAAGAGUUAGAUACAUCCAUGAAGAUAUGAAAAUGCAGAAGCUAACAACAUACACACCACAACUGUUGGAGAUCAACAGCGGCGCUUGGCCAGCCUUAGGUGGAUACGCGGGCGCCGGGAAAGGGGUGGUGAUAGGCCUAAUAGACACCGGAAUCAACCCCUCACAUCCAAGCUUCACCACCGGAACUUCGUCAACACCUCCCAAAUUCAGCAGGUUCAAGGGAAAAUGUGUCACCGGCCGCCAGUUUCCAGCCUCAUCAUGCAAUGCCAAGAUAGUUGCUGCACAAUAUUUUGCAAGAGCAGCCAUUGCAGCCGGAGAAUUCAAUGCCACGCGCGACGUUGCUUCCCCCUUCGACCCAGAUGGCCACGGAAGCCAUACAGCAUCCACAGCAGCAGGAAUUCACAAUAUUCCUGUGAAAGUGAACAACUUCAACUAUGGCUUUGCUAGUGGCAUGGCACCAGGUGCUAGCAUUGCAGUGUAUAAAGCUAUGUUUCCUUUCGGGGGCUACAUGUCGGACGUUGUGGCGGCUGUUGAUCAGGCAGUGGAAGAUGGAGUGGAUAUACUAAGUCUUUCAAUAGGGCCAACCGGUGUUCCCUCGGGCGCCUCGGCCUUCCUCAACAUGUUAGAACUCGAGCUUCUCUUUGCAACCAAAGCCGGUGUCCUCGUUGUCCAAGCAGUCGGAAAUGGCGGCCCUUCCUCCAGCUCCAUCCUCUCAUUUAGCCCGUGGAUCACCAGCGUCGCUGCCUCCAUCACUGAUCGCAAGUAUAACAGCUCUCUCUACCUCGGUAACGGCCGUCGUUACACAGGAAUCGGACUAGCACCGCCAACUAUGGGUAGUGUGCAUUUCCAGAUUGCAGCGGCCGCGGACGUUUGCAGAAGGAACAUCACAGCAGGGCUGGUGGAAAGCUGCCAAAGCCAGGAUGCCUUCAUUCGCUCGUUGGCUCGCGGCAAACUCAUUAUUUGCACCUACACAUUCGACUUCGACACUGAGGCAGCAACCAUUUCCAGAGUUGCAGCUACUGUAGAAACUAUAGGGGCUGCUGGCUUCAUUCUCACCAUGGAUCCCGACAUCGGUGCUGAUCAGAUCAAGGGCGCCACCGUCACCCUCCGCAUCCCAGGAAUUAUUCUAUACAACAUGAGAUCUUCUUCGGCUCUGUGGGAGUAUUACAACGCGAAUACGGUGAGGAGCACUAGCGGGAUGGCUGUGAUAUUCGGAGCGACUGCGAGGAUUUUGGAUGGAAGAAAGGCAAGCUAUGGUGGGAAGAGAGCAGUGGUGGCAUCGUAUUCAUCUCGGGGUCCAGACCUCAACAAUGCUCGUUUGGAGACGGUCGAUGUUCUGAAGCCGAACAUCAUGGCUCCGGGUUCUUCCAUAUGGGCUGCUUGGACUCCUUCUAGUGUAGGAGAUGAAUACAUCAAAGGUCAAUCUUUCGCUAUGCUAUCGGGAACAAGCAUGGCGACACCGCACGUGGCGGGCAUCGCGGCCCUGAUAAAGCACAAGCACCGCACGUGGAGCCCGGCUGCCAUCACUUCAGCAAUGAUGACAACGGCCAACGCCACCGACCGCACCGGCAGCCCCAUCCUAGCCCAGUGCACGAGCAGGCUAAACCCGGCAACCCCCUUCGACCUCGGGGCAGGGCUAAUCAACCCGUCCCGCGCCAUCGACCCGGGGCUGAUCUUCGACGCCUCGUUCAGGCACUACGUGGAGUUCCUGUGCGCGGUCCCGGGAGUGGACGACAUGUCCAUAAAGCGGGCGGUGGGGGUCGGGUGCCCGCCCCCGGACGAGAGGAUGGAGUGGUGCUCGGACCUGAACACGGCGAGCGUGACGGUGUCGAACCUGGUGGGGACGAGGAAGGUGACGAGGAGAGUGACGAACGUGGGAGGCGCGGAGGAGAGGUAUCGGGUGGUGGUGCGGCCGCCUUUGGGGGUUAAGGUUAGCGUUGCGCCGAGUGAGUUUACGAUAGGCGUGAACGCGUCGAGGUAUAUUAUAAUGAUGAUGGAGGCGAGGCAGAGGAGGAAUGGAUACACCUUUGGGGAGAUGGUGUUGGAAGGGAGUAGACAUCAUGUUGUUAGAGUUCCCAUUUCUGUGUUUGUUAGCAGCCUCUUGCAGGCUUAAUUCUCCCCUCCGUUUCUGCUUUUUAAUACUACUACAAAGUGUCUAUUA